AUGGCGGAUAUGAGCACCAGCGAAGUCGCCGAAGGCAGUCAGCUACGCCAGCGCCAUCAUGAAGGUCGCAAAAUCGAAAUUGUUGGCCCAGAUGGCCAGCACAGAAAAGUCGCGGUCGCCGACCUGACCCAGGACGACUCCGAACUGGCCACCAGGUUUGGCUAUAACCCGGUCUUCAAGAGAGAAUUUGGAUACUUGUCGACCUUCUCGUUCGCGGUCAGCAUUAGUGGUCUUUUUGCGACUGUCAUGACCACCAUGUCAUACCCAUUGCUCGCCGGUGGUAGUAGUGCGGUUGUGUGGUGUUGGUUCGUCUCUGGAUUUGGCUGCAUGUGCAUUGCAUGCUCCGUUGCCGAACUGGUCUCUGCUUAUCCUACCUCUGGAGGACUAUACUUCACUAUCUCUCGCCUCGCUCCCAAUAGCUGGGUCCCCUCCAUCAGCUGGGUUACUGGUUGGCUCAACCUUCUCGGCCAGGUGGCUGGCGUUGCGUCCUCCGAGUAUGGAGCCGCCCAGAUGCUCCUCGCGGCCGUCUCCAUGAGCCGGGACUUCAACUACGAAAUCACAACCAACACUACCGUCGGGGUGAUGGCGGCGCUUACCGUCAUUACUGGUGUAGUCAACUCUCUUUCCACUUACUGGAUGGAGAAGAUGACCAAGACCUAUGUCAUUUUCCACAUCUGUGUUCUGGUCGCUUGCUCGAUCGCUCUUCUGGUCAUGACAAAGGACAAGCACGAUGCCAAAUACGUCUUCACCGAAGUCAAGUCUGAGAGUGGCUGGACACCUCUUGGCUUCAGUUGGCUAUUUGGCUUCUUGUCUGUCAGCUGGACUAUGACCGACUACGAUGCGACUGCUCACAUUACUGAGGAGAUUAACAACCCCGAGCUCAAGGCUCCCUGGGCUAUUUCUUCUGCUAUGCUGUUCACCUAUGUUGCUGGUUUCCUGUUCAACAUUGUGCUCUGCUUCUGUAUGGGCGACCCUGACGAAAUUCUCGUGUCGCCUAUGGCUCAGCCUGUUGCUCAGAUCUUCUACAACAGCCUCGGCAAGGGCGGUGAUUGCCCCUUGGACUGGAACCCCCUCUACGCUGUGUGGAUGUCCGUCUUCUUCUGCAUUGCCAUCAACUUGAUUGGUCUUGGAUCUUACACUGCCAUUGCUGGUGUGUUCACGGUCUGUGCUAUUGCCCUGGACUGGAGCUACUGCAUCCCCAUUCUGUGCAAGCUCUUCUUUGGCAAAUUCCAACCCGGUCCCUGGCAUAUGGGUCCCUUCAGCACCAUCGUCAACAUUUGGGCUUGCCUCUGGACCUUGUUCGUCAGCGUCAUUUUUGUUCUCCCCACUGCUAUGCCGGUCACUGCGGAAGGCAUGAACUACGCCUGUGUCUACCUCGUGGCCGUUCUGCUGUUUGCCAUGAUUUACUGGUACAUUCGUGGCCGUGCAGUCUACACUGGCCCCGUCACCGAGGCCAUUUCGGAUGACAUCUCUGAGAGCGAGAUCGUGGAGUCCGAAAAGACUGCCAAAGGCCCCGCCGCGUAA
Penicillium cataractarum is the source of this 1524-nucleotide messenger RNA. RefSeq lists its product as uncharacterized. Gene Ontology annotation, biological process: transmembrane transport. The transcript is spliced from 6 exons. NCBI's taxonomy places the organism in Eukaryota, Fungi, Ascomycota, Eurotiomycetes, Eurotiales, Aspergillaceae. The coding region runs from base 1 to 1524 and encodes 507 amino acids. Gene Ontology annotation, cellular component: membrane. Gene Ontology annotation, molecular function: transmembrane transporter activity. The record is from RefSeq and is a predicted model, not a curated record.